Molecule: messenger RNA, 2401 nt
Organism: Chinchilla lanigera (long-tailed chinchilla)
Lineage: Eukaryota; Metazoa; Chordata; Mammalia; Rodentia; Chinchillidae
Gene: Diras1
Product: DIRAS family, GTP-binding RAS-like 1
Exons: 1
Coding region: 60-656 (198 amino acids)
Biological process (GO): signal transduction
Cellular component (GO): plasma membrane
Molecular function (GO): GTPase activity; GTP binding; GDP binding
Source: RefSeq, a predicted model, not a curated record
GGUCGGUCCGGGCUCCCAGCAGCGGGCCAGUGCCCCCAGCCAGCCGGCUCUUGGGGAAGAUGCCAGAGCAAAGCAACGACUACCGCGUGGUGGUGUUCGGUGCUGGCGGGGUGGGCAAGAGCUCGCUGGUGCUGCGCUUCGUGAAGGGCACGUUCCGUGACACGUACAUCCCGACCAUCGAGGACACCUACCGGCAGGUGAUCAGCUGCGACAAGAGCGUGUGCACGCUGCAGAUCACAGACACCACGGGCAGCCACCAGUUCCCGGCCAUGCAGCGGCUGUCCAUCUCCAAGGGCCACGCCUUCAUCCUGGUGUUCUCCGUGACCAGCAAGCAGUCGCUGGAGGAGCUGGGGCCCAUCUACAAGCUCAUCGUGCAGAUCAAGGGCAGCGUGGAGGACGUCCCAGUCAUGCUGGUGGGCAACAAGUGCGACGAGGCCCAGCGGGAGGUGGACACGCACGAGGCGCAGGCUGUGGCGCAGCAGUGGAAAUGCGCCUUCAUGGAGACGUCGGCCAAGAUGAACUACAACGUCAAGGAGCUCUUCCAGGAGCUGCUCACGCUCGAGACGCGCCGCAGCGUGAGCCUCAGCGUGGACGGCAAGCGCGCCGGCAAGCAGAAGCGGGGCGAGCGGGCCAAGGGCAAGUGCAGCCUCAUGUGACCGCGCCGUCGCCACCGCACGGCACCAACACCAACACCAACACCACCGCCGCCACUCGGACUAGGCCCCUCCACCAGCGGGCCCUCCCCCUCCUCCUCCUCGUCCUCCUCUUUCACCACCUCUCCUCCCUCCUCCUCCAUCUCUGCUGGGGAAACCGAGGCUGCCCAGCCAGCCCUCCGCAGCACGGGGGCUCCCGCCCAGCCCCUGCGGCGCCAGCUCUUCCUCGCCCCGCCCCUCUGUCUGCCGUCCUGACCCGUCCCCUCCCAAAGCCUAGAGCUGCAGGUGGCUCCCUUGUCCUGCGGAUGGGAACAUGGGGAAUUGGCCAGAAGAGUUGUUUGUCCCAGCCGGGACCAGAGAAGCCGCCUUUCCGAGGACCCGAGUCUCUGUCCCCCUGUUCCUUUGGGGGCCCCAGCCAGACCUCCAUCCCUGUCCCUCACAUUUGAUCACUGUGACCUCCCAGAGGAGGGGGCUGAAAUGCACAGCGACCUCAGAUUCUCCUUCCUUCUCCUCCCUGGUGUUGAACAUGCAGCCCGUGCCCCCCCGUCCCCCACGACCUCUGUCCCAGCCACGUCCCUCCUCUGGUCCCUGUCUGCACAGCAGGUGGAGGGGCCCGCGGGAUGGGCCUCAGGCCACCAGGCAAUAACCACAGGGCCUGUGCAGCGCCCCCUCAGCCUCAGCCCCACCCUGGGACCCACGCAGCCACAGCACAAGCUGGGGUGGUCCGGCCCACCCCGCGGCCUGGUACCUCCACUCAGACAGAGACCUUGGCAUGGAAGCCGGGCAGUGCCAGCACCCUGGUUGGGAAUCUGAGGUGCUGGGGCGGGGUGGCGGGAGAUAUCACCUGAGCCCCCGCCAGGGCCGGUCGCUGGGAUCCAGCACCAGCAGGAUGCGUGGAGGCCCCCGGGGGCCCCACUUCCUCCUGCCAACCGUGCCCCAGAGAUGGGGCCCUAGGAAGUCUCCCCGGGUCUGGGGUCUCUGCAGCCAUGAGACGUGGGGUGUCUGUCAGCGCCUGGGUGACUUCCCCGGGACUCCAGGUCCUGUCCCGAGCUAGGUGAAGGUGGCUGGGAAUGACAUAUUCAUGCACCCGUGUGUGUCUGUGCUUGGGACGGUGUGUUUGGCAUCUGUUAUAAAGGCCGCGGUCACAUGUGGGGUGGGUGGUGUGGCCAUUUGUGUACAGUUGUUGACAAGACCGGGUAUUUGUGAUCUGUCUGUGUGAGUCUUUGUACCUGUUUGAACAUGGCUGUGUUUUCAGGAGUGAGUGACAUGGUUUAUCUGUGAACCUGUUUGUUCUGACACUCUGAGGAUCAAUGUGUCUGCUCCAGUCUGUUGCAAGCUGGCUCUUGGCUAGAAGACUGUAUCAGUCAGCUAGAGCUGUGUAAGGAGUCCACCAGUGUAGCAGCCUAAAGUGACACACGCUUACUGUCUUGAAGCUUCUGUGGGUCAGGGGCUUGGGUGGGGGUGAGUUGGAUUUUUUUCCUUGGGAUCUCACUAGGCCACAAUGAAGGUGUUCACUGGAGCCAGGCAUGGUGGUGCACACCUGCCAUCCCUACAUUCUGGGAGGCUGAGGCAGAAGAAUCUCAAGUUAGAACUCCCUUGGGCAACUUAGUGACUUAGAGAGACCUCGUCUCAAAAUAACAAAUUAAAAAAAGGGCUUGGUGCAGCCGGGUAUGGUAGCGCAUGCUGUAAUCCCAGCACCCGGGAGGCUGAGGCAAGAGGAUCAUUGUGAGUUCAGGACCAGCCUGGGC